CGAAGCAAACGGCGAGGUUUCAAACCACUUAUAUUGUAGUUGUGUUGCGCAGAAUAUCACAUCGUUAAGUAUUGAUGGGAUUUCAGCCAUAUUAAACGCUGCUCCCAUGUUUUAAAAGAUCUGAUACACAGCUGAAUUGUCUCAGAUCCCCACACAUGCGGUCGUGUCUUCAAGGUGUGAUAAUUUGCUGAACAGGGUUAAAAUGUAGCUAUCUAGUCUGGAACGACACGGAAGACUGUCAGACUGGACCAGCACGAAGCCGGGUGCGCGCUAUCGCUUGUCUUUCUUCAGUCUCACUGGCACACACUACUAAGGCAUCACCAUCUUCUGUGUAGCAAAGCAUUCGGAAUACAGUAGCUUCGGCAAAACAUUUCAUUUCGAGAAGUAAUUUGCCUUUGAGAUGGGAUCCUCAGUGAUGGAGGAUAAGGAUGAGGCCUACACAGAGCACCUAUACUGCUGUGGUGCUGUCACAGAAGUGCUCAAAUUCGGCACCCGUAACCUACACUCUGGCAAUCAACCGAAGGUGCUUUUUCUCAUCAUACCAGGUAACCCAGGUGUGGUUGGCUUCUACAAGACCUUCAUGCAGACGCUUCACCAGACAUUGGGGAUGCGCUACCCUGUGUGGGCAGUGAGCCAUGCUGGACACUGUGUGCCUCCUGAUACUAUGGACAUGAUUGAAGACCCAACAGUGAUGGCAGCGGGGGACGUGUUUGGUUUGAACGGGCAGAUAGAGCACAAGCUGGCCUUCCUCACGGAGCACGUUCCCAGGGACUCUCGCCUGGUCCUGGUGGGCCACUCCAUUGGCUGCUACCUCAUCCUGGAGAUGAUGAAGAGGGAUCCUGAGCUGCAGGUGGUGAAGUCAGUGAUGCUGUUCCCCACCAUCGAGCGCAUGGCGGCGACCCCUCAGGGAAGGGUCAUGACCCCGGUGCUGUGCCGCCUGCGCUAUGUGGCUUACCUGCCCAUCUUCCUCCUCUCUCUUCUACCUGAUGUACUCAAGACCUUCAUGGUGAAGCUGGUCUUUAGAGGGCUGCGUUCAUUGGACCACUCGACCGUGCCGCCUACUGUUAGCCUCAUUAAUGUGGACACCGCUGCCAAUGCUAUGUACAUGGGGAGUCAAGAGAUGUUGGAAGUUCUGGAGAGAGACAACUUCACCAUCAAUCAAAACCUUGACAAGGGAGGUGUUGAACUCCUGAGGACUCUUGGCCCAAUGCAGUGGAACACUUACAAACUGCACUUGUGUUUUACUAUGGAGCCAGUGACCACUGGUGCCCUGUGCAGUAUUAUCAGGAGAUCAAGAGGAAGUUUCCAGAGGGAGACAUCAGACUGUGUAGUCGAGGAAUUCGUCAUGCCUUCGUCUUGGACGCAGGAAAGGAAGUGGCUGGUAUGAUCUUUGAAUGGAUCCGCAAAGAUUUGCAAACAUGGAGCUAGUUUCAAAUACGCUCCAAGCAGCAUGACAGUGUGACCGUGAUUUAAAGAAAUUGUCAUCGAAAUAUCAAUUGGAUAAUGAUAUUGUCGGUUUAUGUUACCUAAAUUAAUGUAAAACUUUAAAGGAGUGAUGCCAUCUGGUAGUGAAAUGAAAGAAUGAAGAUAUUUGUCCAAAUCAUUGUCAAAGCUCUUUAAGCACUAAACCAUUCCCUAGGCUAUAAUGUGUGAUUAUAGCCACUACAGUACCAUCACUGCCUUAUAGUUACAGAGAUAUCAGGUAGGCUUCAACAACCACAUAGUUUUUAUGAAAAUCCCAAAAUUGACUUGUAUUUUGACAUUGGACCCCAAAACUUUGUUCUGUCUGUUUUCUUUCCCGAUUUUACAUUUUAAAAUGAGUUUUUAUUUCGAUAUACUGUAUAGCUAAGUAAUGCAUAAUGACCAAAACUUUGAUACGAUUAUUAAUUCUAAUUGUAUUGAUUUGCGUAUCGCGUUGUAUCUUUAUUGGACCACCAAUCAUAUAAAUAUGUAUUUUUUAUUACCAAAUUUCUGUUGGGUUGGCAGGCAAUUGUGAUACUUCACUUUGUAAAGUAAUGGUAUGUGUUUGCUGAAGAGGACCAAGAGAAAUCAGCUGGAAUCUAUUCAUACAUUUGAUUAGUUCAUAGGUUCUUAAUUACCCUGUAAUGCAAUGUAACUAUUCAAUCAAAAACAACAUCCUUUUUGUUUUGCAAAAAUGCACAUUAAUGUCAAACAAACUCAAAGGCAUAUUAACUCAAACAUGCUUUCCUGAUGCAUGGAAAGAAAGAAUGCUGUUUCUGAAUGAUUCCAGACACGUGCUGAACAUGUUUGAUUGCGCAUGGCAAAAUGUGUUGGCAGAUCAACUCGAUAGUUUUAUUUGAUUGAUGUUUUUCUGUGUUCUGUCAACACAGCCUGAUACAGAUAACUUGUCUCCAUUUCCUGCCCUACAGUGCAGUGCCGGAACAAUGUGUUUUUAGUGCAUGUUUGAUCGAAUUUUGCCAUAAAUCUGUGAUGAAAUAACAAAAAGGCAUGUUCAUCAUUCCAAAAGUUUAACUCCAUCUAAAGUUGGAUUUCCUAUAUUUUGGAAGUCUAAGAAAGUCUAUUUCUGACAAAGGAAUCUGCAGACUUAGUGUUCAUCUUUGACCUCCAACCUCUGACCGAGCACUCCUUCCACUGUUGGCCACCAGCCACUGGUGAUGUAACCAUUUACAGGAAAGCUCUUCAAAAAGCCUUUCUUAAUUUAUGUGUUUGAUGGGGAAUCUUGGUUUAUUAGUUGUCUGGAUGUAUUUGAUAUCUGCCCAUUUUGAAAUGCAAAUUAAUAUGGAAGGCUUAGUGUUAUCUGAAGCUUAGGCUCCUGUUGAAUACACAUUGAGACUAAUGUUGUUUAUACCAGUGUGAUGGAUGAGAUCUGGGCGGAGAGGGAGAGAGAGUUACUGGCUGGGGUUUUGUUCAUCCUAGUCACGACAGCAAUGCAGUAGAAAGGAUUUCAGAUACAGAGACUAACAGAAAUUCAUUAAACAAAGCAAUUGGUGGUUGAUCCUCUACAAAAAAAAAUGUUUUUGAGUUGUGCUCAUGUGUAAAUGUGGUUUUACGUUACUUUAGAUUAUAUUGCUUUAAAUUACUAAUCAUUAUGUACCCUGUAUUAACUAAAUGUUUUGUAAUUGUCAUGAAAAAUAUGAAAUUAAACAUAUAUACAGUACUUGUCAAAAGUUUGGACACCUACUCAUUCCAGGGUUUUUCUUUAUUUUUACUAUUUUCUACAUUGUAGAAUAAUAGUGAAUACAUCAAAACUAUGAAAUAACACACAUGGAAUCAUGUUGUAACCAAAAAUAUAUUUUAGAUUUUAGAUUCUUCAAAGUAACCACCCUUUGCCUUGAUGACAAAAAAGGAAAAUCCCUGGAAUGAGUAGGUGUGUCAAAACUUAUAUAUAAUUAUUAAAAAAUGAUAGAACAAAAGCUAUGUAAAUAUUUUGAAUUGAAAUAAAUUAAGGACAAAUAUU
Messenger RNA from Oncorhynchus gorbuscha (pink salmon), 3439 nucleotides. RefSeq names its product lipid droplet associated hydrolase (gene ldah). The record is from RefSeq and is a predicted model, not a curated record. Bases 401 to 1387 code for a protein of 328 amino acids. Gene Ontology annotation, molecular function: lipase activity. Gene Ontology annotation, biological process: lipid storage. The transcript has 8 exons. Gene Ontology annotation, cellular component: lipid droplet. NCBI's taxonomy places the organism in Eukaryota, Metazoa, Chordata, Actinopteri, Salmoniformes, Salmonidae.